Molecule: messenger RNA, 351 nt
Organism: Nicotiana attenuata
Lineage: Eukaryota; Viridiplantae; Streptophyta; Magnoliopsida; Solanales; Solanaceae
Product: RNA-directed DNA polymerase homolog
Exons: 1
Coding region: 1-351 (116 amino acids)
Source: RefSeq, a predicted model, not a curated record
AUGUGUAUUGAUUAUCGACAGCUAAACAAGGUAACCAUUAAGAACAAGUAUCUACUUCCAAGGAUUGACGACUUGUUUGAACAAUUGCAUGGUGCCAAGUAUUUCUCAAAAAUUGACCUCAGAUCUGAAUAUCAUCAGUUAAGAGUCAAGGAAAAAGAUGUUCCGAAAACACACCAUUACGAGUUCCUUGUUGUAUCUUAUGGCCUAACUAAUACACCAAUGACUCUUACGGAUCUGAUGAAUCGCGUGUUCAAACCAUUAUUGGAUAACUUUUUGAUCGUGUUCAUAGAUGAUAUUUUGGUGUAUUUUCGAUCAAAAGCCGAGCACGCAGAGCAUUUGCAAACGGUUUAA